AUGAUCAGCAAACUGAUUUUACGACAUCUGACGACAGCAUUGCUUGCAGUGUUGGUUUCUUCCGCAGAAGGAUCUCGCGGUCGAGGUGCCCCCUCCUCGGAAUGUCCCCUCGUCACCGGAUAUGAGUUCCACCGCAAGCAGGAGGCGGCCAGCGUGCUCAUCCUCGGCACAUCUGCCGCCUCUUCGCCUGACAGCAUCGCUGAGGAAUGUGGAAACACGAGGUUCUGUAACGCCUUCACUGCCGCCGGUGACCUGCUGUCCGUCCCCAUGUUCCCCGUGUUCACUGACAUGGAGGGGGACGGCAGCGCUGCUGACGUGAAGCCAUGUGACGGCACCUACCUCUCCAAGCGAACUCUUUCAGGCCUGCGCCUGCCCGCCGACAUGAAGCUGGAGGCUUUGCGCCGGGUGGGCGCUGAAAAGGCCAGGAAUCUCCGGGCCGCCGUAGCCGCAGCCAAAAGGGUAGCUGCAAAGCUGAGGAUGAAAAAUCGUAAUCCUCGCACCGCCUAUCGCCUCCCCGCGGAGGAGACGGCGCUGGAUCAGUCGAGUGUCACAGCCGGAUCCUACAUGUACGACGACGUACUGGAUGCGCUGUCGUACCCGGAAUGGGACUCCCGUUUCAGCGGUCCUUUCAACUUCGUCAGCCCCGUCAAGGACCAGGGGGGUUGCGGCGCGUGUGUUGCCUUCGCCGCCGCGGGCAUGGCGGAGGCAUUGAUAGCGACAGUUAACAACGCCUCCGCGUACGACAUUGACUUGUCAGAGCAUUGGCUGUUCUUCUGCAGCACUUCGUCAGGACCCCUGUGUGAGGAAGGCUGGUACGCCUCAUCCGCUGUUACCGUCAUAGCGAACCAAAGCAUACCGUUUGAGUUCAACUAUCCAUACCGGCCAGACGCACCCUCUUGUAAGCUCCUUUCGCCACCUGAACGGAGGCCAGGCGGGGUCUUCAAAUACAUCUACAUCACUGAUCUCACUGCGGCUAAGCAGCACAUCCGUACGUACGGCUCUGUAACGACUUUCUUCGCCGUACAUGCUGAUUUAUAUACGUGGUCUCCGGCGUCAGGCGCUUCUAGAGUUUAUGUCUUAUCGGCAGCGCUUACAUCGUUUGUAGCGCAUGCUCUAACGUUUUUAAACCCUUACGUCUGGGAUGGCGUGAGCCCGCAGACAGGCUAUCACCAGAUGGCGGUGGUGGGCUACAACGACACAGGUUCGUACUGGAUCGCCAAGAACAGCUGGGGCACCGGUUGGGGCGAUAAGGGAUUUUUGCUUAUGUCGUACAAUGCAAAUCUGCGCCCGUCGCCCCCGUCAGCCCCCAGACCGCAGAAAGGUGUCCGUGAUCCGCCUUCGCCGCCACCUACAUUCCCGCCCUCCCCGUCAUAUCCCAAGCCGCCGUCGCCGCCACCAUCAAGGGGGGACUGUGGGGUGUGUCGCAAUUGCAACCGGAACUUCCUCUGCGAGCCGCAUCUGGGUGAGAAAUGCGUCAUCGGGGGAACCGGCUGCUUGGAUUGCGGCAAUUGCAAGACCAUUUUUUGUGGAGAUGGCAAGUGCACAUCCAACUCGCCUACGGGCGGCUACAAGGAGACGUGUUCCUCAUGCCCCAUGGACUGCGGCCGGUGCUAA
Molecule: messenger RNA, 1614 nt
Organism: Volvox carteri f. nagariensis
Lineage: Eukaryota; Viridiplantae; Chlorophyta; Chlorophyceae; Chlamydomonadales; Volvocaceae
Exons: 13
Coding region: 1-1614 (537 amino acids)
Cellular component (GO): lysosome
Molecular function (GO): cysteine-type endopeptidase activity
Source: RefSeq, a predicted model, not a curated record